Astrephomene gubernaculifera is the source of this 674-nucleotide messenger RNA. The record is from the annotation of a GenBank genome assembly. NCBI's taxonomy places the organism in Eukaryota, Viridiplantae, Chlorophyta, Chlorophyceae, Chlamydomonadales, Astrephomenaceae.
UGAACUUGCAACUGACUUGAAUUUGCAGAGACGUUUGGACGUCUGUAAGUCUAGCAGGAGCCUUCCUCUGUCCUUUGCUCAUUCCCCUAUUCUCAGGUCUCGGAGCUUCUCGAAACGUCGCGGUUGAGCAACUUAAUGCACGGAUCUUGCUCACCUUUUUUACAACCACCGGAGCUACUCCGAGCUACUGCUUUUGGGGCUAUCGGAAACCCUUUUUCCUAGACCUCAACGCAGACCAAGCAUACACAGUAGGACUAACAGGCAACUAAGGCGAGAAAGGCCUGCAAACUCGUUUCGAUAGGAUUUGCCUAGGCGUUACCUUUUCGGCAUUAUCGACAGCGGAUCACAAUGGGGAAGGACUACUAUAAAAUCCUUGGCGUGUCCAAGGACGCUGAUGAGAACCAAUUGAAGAAGGCCUAUUACAAGUUGGCCCAAAAAUGGCACCCCGACAAGAACCCCAACAACGCCGCUGCUGCCACGGAGAAGUUCAAGGAGAUCUCCGAGGCGUACGACGUGCUGUCGGAUCCGCAGAAGCGCACCAUCUACGACCAGUUCGGAGAGGAGGGGCUCAAGGGCGGAGUGCCCAACGGCGCGGGGGCUGGCGGGCCGGGCGGCGGCGCGGGCGGCUUCCCGGGCGGUGGGGCCUACCACUUCGACAACGACAUGGCGGAGAG